This is a messenger RNA of Trematosphaeria pertusa, 411 nucleotides long. RefSeq lists its product as uncharacterized. The transcript has a single exon. The record is from RefSeq and is a predicted model, not a curated record. Lineage: Eukaryota; Fungi; Ascomycota; Dothideomycetes; Pleosporales; Trematosphaeriaceae. The coding region runs from base 91 to 306 and encodes 71 amino acids.
GCCUGUCGGACUAUAACUAACAGUCCCGUAUAUCCCCCUUGUUCUUCUUUUCUUUUCUCUUUGGACAGCAAGGCGUUGGUUGUUUGUUCGAUGGCUUGGCUUCGGUUGGGGAGGAGUUGGUGUAUUUGUCCUCUUCUAUUCUUUUCUAUCCUAUCCUGCUUUGCUUAUACUCAAGUUCUUUUCCUUUGUAUGUUGGUUAGUUGGUUGAAUGAUCAGUUCGGUCCGGCUGAUGGAAACGGAAAGCAAAGGAGCUUGGUUCGGUUCGGCUUGGCUUGGAUGGACUUGGGCUUGUGCGGCUGGCGUUAGAGUAAGAGUAAUACAAUGGAACGAAUAGGCUUUUCGUUGCUAUGGCUUGGACUGCGUUAAGUGAGUAAGUGUGGAGAGUGAGGGAACAGAGUGGUGGUGGUGGUG